This is a messenger RNA of Chlamydomonas reinhardtii, 653 nucleotides long. RefSeq lists its product as uncharacterized. NCBI's taxonomy places the organism in Eukaryota, Viridiplantae, Chlorophyta, Chlorophyceae, Chlamydomonadales, Chlamydomonadaceae. The record is from RefSeq and is a predicted model, not a curated record. The coding region runs from base 124 to 321 and encodes 65 amino acids. The transcript has 5 exons.
UAAACGCUGUGGAUGGCAGCCCAGGCCGCAGCCAGCCUCCGCCCCAAGACCCAGCGCUAGACGAAGCCACGUAAGGUCGGACUUGACUCCAGGUACAGGUACAGCACCGUGUGGGAGGCGAACAUGCCGAGCUGCACCCGGCUGCACCUGCGCGUAGUGGUGGGCGGGCAUGGUGGCUGGGAAGGGCCGGUAUGGCACCUCCACCUCCAGGAUGCCGUCCGGCUGCGAACCACCUCCUCCAUAUUAUCCCGCCCAGUCAUGCAUCCGGAGACGCCGCGGCCGAGCACAUCCACGGCCGUGGGCUCGCCAAAUAAAGCCUAGGUAGGCGCCCAGCAAGCUGGCGUUGACACGGCCGUGGCGGGCAAAAUGCCACAACGGACUGCCUUGCGGCGCCAGCGUCAGCACGAUGCCCUGGAGUUGGACAGGCCAUGUUGCCAGGGUGAUCGGCGACAGCACGGAGAGGUCCAGCUGCGGCAGCUGCAGCUGAACAUCCAGCAGCUGGUGUGACUCCAAGCUGUGACUCCAAGGUUGGGAUCCGCCGCGCCGAAGCCGCUGGGCUGCAGUCCCGGCCGGGUCUGCUCCCGCAGCCCCUCCAGCCCGUGUUUGAGCGUUGCCAGGCUCGGUUGGUGGCAUGGGCUCCUCCGUCCUCAUCG